This is a messenger RNA of Miscanthus lutarioriparius, 555 nucleotides long. Lineage: Eukaryota; Viridiplantae; Streptophyta; Magnoliopsida; Poales; Poaceae. The record is from the annotation of a GenBank genome assembly.
AUGUGCGUCCCUGUGUUUGGGGGCAGCGAUGGAAUCCCAAUAUCCGUCGGCAAGAUUGGGGAAGGCGAUGUCCCCAACAUGUGCGACAGGAUUGGGGAAGGCGGCGUGAGCUCCGUUCCUGUCCUCAAGAUGUGCGAUGAGAUUGGGGAAGGCAGCGCGAGCUCUGUGCCUAUCCCUAAGAUGUGCGAUGGUGGUACAAGACAAAAUGAACCCAUGAAGCUAGGGGCUAGUGGCGGUGAUGGGAGCCCGGAGCACGUCCUCAAUAUUGGGUGUAGUCGCCUUCGCGUUGAUCACAUCGGCCAGUUGUAUGUCCUUGACUCCGAAGAUGAAGGCAGCGGCAUGGAGGCAGGACUUUAUGUCCCUGAUUCAGAGGAGGAAGAUGGACAUGACUGUGGUUGUGAGCGUCGACAGCUUCAUCGAUGUGUUGGGCUGCCCAGAGGUGAUGUUGGUGGGUGCUACAACUGUGGACGUGCAGUGGUGGCGUCUACAGCCAGCAACAAGUCCGAGAAGAUGACCAUGGCCGCAAAUUCGGUCAUCAAGGCUGCCUCGGUCUAG